AUGACGAAUAGCAAUACGUUUGAUCUCCUGAUCAACGCUCCCACGUCCGCGGACCUCUUGUUGAACCUGAAAGACCUGAAGAAUGGUGUCAUUGGGAAUACAUGGAAGAAAGUGGAAGUAGCUGAGGAUGAACGAUUGCUUUCGUUCUUGCUCACAUUACUCGAAUACCCUUCUUCGUCGAAAGAUAUUGAUCUGACUACAGCUUUCGAGCUCAUGAGCGAGACGGCUGUGAUCAUCGGAGCUCUAGCGAAUGUCGGUAAUCUUACCCUUAAGCCGCUGUUGAUGUCGUCAACCCCUUCUUCGCUUUUAACCUUGGUCACUUCCCUUACACGCCCUUCUCCCGAAACAUCCCCCGACCCCGGAAGACAGCUCGAGAAGAUCCUACCUCAUCUGCUGCGAGCUUUGCGGAAUAUCCUCGUCUCCACUGCAGAUAUGAUCUGGGGUCACAUGUGGGGCGUUGGAGCUGAAAGGAAGGUCGUAGGCACCGGGUUAGUAGGAGUAGACAUCAUGACUGAGCGUGAUGUCGGUGGAAAAGGUAAAGCGGUCGCAGGGAAAGGUGAUAGAUGGAGAGGAGAGGCAUCUAGAACUCUAAGCUCCAUAUUUGAGCCCGAUAACUUAUCAACGUUGUUGUCACUUCUUGAGACUCAUCCAGACCCUCAGUUUCUCUUACCUCUUUAUCAACUUUUCUCACGACUGAUCGCUCUUCCGUCACAUCGAGAGGCCUUGGCAGUUUUCGUGCCGACACCUGAUCCAGGCCCAUCCGCUUCAAAGUCUACGUCUCAGUCAUCAUCAAGUGUAAUCCCUUUUAUCAUCAAUCAUCUUUUGUCCACCAUAUUGUCUUUGACACCUUCACCAGGUACCUAUUAUUCCACCCGCAAACCAAAUCCGAAACUCAUCGAAGCUGCCCUUGAUCUUUUAGCGGCAUUGAUCAAAGGUCAAUCUUCGCUAUCAUCAGCUGUCAGAUCUUGGAGUGCUUAUGAAGAUUUGGAUGACAUAAUGGAAGAUGAGGACGAUAUCAGAAAGUAUGAAUUUGUCGGUGUGUUGACUGGACUGGUUCUGAGUGGUCAUACAAACGUCAGGAUCGCCGCGGCAAGCUGUCUGACAAAUAUCAUCAAAGCUGAUAAAGGGUCAAGAACGUCUGAUCGUAUAAGAUCUACUGUGAUAAACUACCAAUUGUUAGACGAGAUCAUCAAGCUGCUUCAAACCGAAGGAAUCGAAGAGAGAAUCAAGUUAUGUUUUAUCCUCGCCGCCCUUGUGUCCGAUGAUGCAGCAUUGCAGAAAGUCGCUGCCGAUAAAGACUGUCCAACACGUCUAAUAAAUAUCUUCAUUUCGAUCAAUCAGGACGAAGAAAAGGGAACACUCAGUAACGACCUGGCUUCAAAGAGUAAAGAGGCAACGCUGUUGGCCCUCGCUUCUCUGGCAAUGCAACAUGAGCCCACACGAUCGUUGAUUUCCGAGUCUUCUCCACCCGUUUUGCCACUUUUGUUAAUCGCAUUAUCGUCCCCUUCAUACGGUGUGAGAGCAGCAGCAUGUCAACUGGCUCGAGCGUUAUCACGUACCAUAGCUAUCUUGAAGACAAGCUUGGUGGAUAGUGGAGUUGGCGAAGAAAUCGUCAAACUACUCAAAAGGGAAGUAGAAGCAAACAAGGUGUAUGAACUCGAAGAGACCACCAUAAAUCUCAGUGAUAGGAUCUGGACUGUCGAGAUAGCUGCUACAGCAACUAUAUGUAAUCUAAUAGCUGAUUUUUCGCCACUAAAGACGGUACUCUUGAGAGAGAAUGGAUUGGAAUUACUUUGUGAUUUGACGAAUUCCCCUUAUGAACCACUUGCCGUGAAUGCUCUCUGGGCUAUUAAGAAUCUGACGUAUCACGCCAUGGAAAGCACAAAGGGUAUGGUCACUACUGCUUUGGGCUGGGACAGGUUGAAAGGGCUCCUGUCCGCUGCCACAAUUCAAUCACUCCGUAUUCAAGCCUUCGAGAUACUUCAAAACCUCUUGGCGGAUUCGACUGCUGUUGAAAUAAGUAGAACAGUAGAAUCAUUUGGCGAAGAUGGGUUGUUUGAUUUAAUUAUUCAAGCUUCUAGAGAAGGUGAAGAUAUCGACUUGAGGAUGCCAGCUAUAUACGUGUUGUCAAACUUGGCAUUGGGCAAUGAGAAAAUAAGAAGCUGUCUAGUCUCAAAAGUCGAAAUAUUGGAAAUCAUCUCAAACGCUCUUAACUCCCCUUCCGAUUCGUUGAAAAUACCAUCACUUCGCACAUUGAGACAUCUUAUCGAAUCAAAUGCCAAAACGCAUAGACCAAGACAACAAAUGAUUGAUAUCUUUCAACCGUAUCAAUUGAAACCCCGUCUAAAGGAUUUAGUCGAUGGAAGCACAAGUUUAGAUGUCACCCAACAGGCGACCGGGUUAUUAGAUGUUUUGGAACGGGAGAGAAGUAACGGCGCUACUAGCUCGGGAGGUAGAUGA
This is a messenger RNA of Kwoniella shivajii, 2460 nucleotides long. RefSeq lists its product as uncharacterized. Gene Ontology annotation, biological process: proteasome-mediated ubiquitin-dependent protein catabolic process. Gene Ontology annotation, cellular component: GID complex. The transcript is spliced from 11 exons. The record is from RefSeq and is a predicted model, not a curated record. Gene Ontology annotation, molecular function: protein binding. Bases 1 to 2460 code for a protein of 819 amino acids. NCBI's taxonomy places the organism in Eukaryota, Fungi, Basidiomycota, Tremellomycetes, Tremellales, Cryptococcaceae.